CAAGUCCCCCCGCGUCUUUGGAAGGGAGUGUCAGCAGUUUCAACGUCCUGGGGAGACCGAAUCGCUUGGUGUUUGAGUGUUUUUGGAUUCCCUGAACGUGGCAGAGCUUCCUCGCCACAGGGCGUCCUCCCAACUGCUGGCUGCUGAUUGCUGACCCUCCGGAUUGGGUAUGAGAAUCGCCUGGUCCCAGUGCAUGCACUGUGACAUGAGUAUUGAUAAGGUCCCGGCCAGCUUCGUCCUCGUUACUUCACGCUACAUGAUGACCUUCGAUGUAUAACAGGCCCUCAUUGACCAGAAUUCAGAAUGGAGCCCACAAUUCAACAGGCAUCGCAUCCCGAACCUCGGAAGAGUCAUCACAAGUCUGUUCGGGUUGCCUUUGGUCCGGAUCUAGAAACACACAUUCCCCCGCGUGACAGAUCCCCCGCUCCUGUUCCAGGACACCACCGAUCAUUUACUACCGUGGAGCACAAACAGACUCCCGUUAUCACCCCCGAACGACCGACUAGCUCGUCUGCAGGCGAGAACCCGCUGAUCAUCGAGAACAAUGGCCGACUGACUUCGGAUCGAUCGUCGGAUUCUGCAAGACCGAUUGCGACCCUGAAGAGGGCCCGCAGCGACUAUGGGCCCCGAGUAGGGCUUGAUAAAGCCAUUGCUGGGGAUGAGGAAGAGGACAUUGCCAUGAGACAUGGAUGGCAGGAGGAAUAUACCUCGAGCGAGUACCUGAAAGUCCUGCACUCGAAUUUCUAUAUGUAUUUCACAGAGAAGCGCCACGAGACGAACGGUAUCCCUAGGGAUCCGGUCGGAAGCUGGCCCAGCCAAGACUGGCGCAUGAAGGACCGCCUGAAGACCGUCUCCGCGGCGCUAGCCAUCUGCCUGAAUAUUGGCGUCGACCCGCCCGAUGUGGUCAAGACGAACCCGACAGCUAAGUUGGAAUGCUGGGUCGAUCCCACGUCUACUACCGGCGGUGGUCACAACAAGAUCAUGGAGCAGAUCGGAAAGAAACUGCAGGAGCAAUAUGAGACACUUAGCUUAAGAACUAGGUACAAGCAAUAUCUUGACCCCUCUGUCGAUGAGACGAAGAAGUUUUGCAUUUCUCUACGCCGUAACGCCAAGGACGAGCGGGUGCUGUUCCAUUACAACGGCCAUGGUGUACCUCUCCCUACUCAGUCGGGUGAGAUUUGGGUCUUCAACAAGAAUUACACUCAGUACAUUCCGGUAUCCCUCUACGACUUGCAGUCCUGGCUCGCAGGACCUAGCCUGUUUGUCUUCGACGUAUCGCAUGCAGGGAAUAUUGUGUCGAACUUUCACACCUUUGUCGAGAAACAUGAGAAGGAGAACGCAGAGGCGAAGAAGCGGGAUCCAAAUGCCAUCGUUCAAAACUACGGGGACUGUAUCAUCCUCGCAGCAUGUCAGAAGACAGAGUCGCUCCCCACUAACCCCGAUCUCCCAGCGGAUAUCUUCACUUGUUGCUUGACUACGCCUAUUGAGAUUGCCCUGCGUUUCUUCAUCCUCCAAAAUCCCCUGCAGACGAAUAUCUCAAUUGACGAGUUCAGAGUGCCAGGCCGCUUACAGGACCGGAGAAGCCCACUUGGAGAGCUGAACUGGAUCUUUACUGCGAUCACGGACACUAUCGCCUGGAACACAUUGCCACGGGCGCUGUUCAAGAAGCUCUUCCGUCAAGAUCUCAUGGUCGCUGCUUUGUUUAGAAAUUUCCUGCUCGCCGAGCGUAUCAUGCGAACAUACAAGUGCCAUCCUAUUUCAUCUCCUGAGCUUCCAGAGACCCAUCAUCACCCGCUGUGGAAGAGCUGGGAUUUGGCAGUUGAAAUGGUCUUGUCACAAUUACCAGCUCUCAUUGACCACGAGGAGGGCCGCAGGCAAUAUGAGUAUCAGCAUUCAACAUUCUUUGCCGAGCAGCUUACCGCUUUUGAGGUUUACUUGUCGUCAGGUCCAACGGAAAAGAAUCCCCCGGAUCAACUUCCGAUUGUGCUACAGGUCCUUCUCAGUCAAGCGCAUCGACUCAGGGCGCUGAUAUUGCUUAGCAAAUUCCUGGAUCUAGGACCUUGGGCUGUCCAUCUGGCUCUGAGCAUCGGGAUAUUCCCAUAUGUCGUAAAGCUCCUGCAGUCCGCCGCCCAAGAACUGAAGCCUGUGAUGGUCUUCAUCUGGGCAAGGAUCAUGGCCGUCGAUCAUACAGUCCAGAACGAUUUGUUGAAGGACAACGGAAUCCAUUACUUCAUUUCCAUCCUCAACCCUUCCUCGCCAAUUCCCGUGGGCAAUGCUAGCGAACAUCGAGCGAUGUGUGCGUUCAUUGUCUCGAUCUUUUGCAAGAAUUACCCUCAAGGCCAGAAUGUGUGCCUUUCUGCUGAGCUCUUUGACUCCUGCCUUAAGCACCUCAUGGAUGUUGAAAACCCACUGUUGCGGCAAUGGUCGUGUCUCUGUAUUAGCAUGUUGUGGUCUGACUUCCCUGAAGCCAAGUGGAUGGGCAUUCGUUGCGCUGCUCCUGCAAGGCUGUGCGAGCUUAAUUUCGAUCCGGUCCCCGAGGUCCGCGCUGCAAUGCUCCAUGCCGUAACGACUUUCUUGGGUAUCCCUGAUUUGACCGACCAGGUUGCCCAAAUAGAAGAGUCUCUGGCUAUGACGGUGCUACCUAUGGCAGCAGACGGCAGUGUCCUGGUGAGGAAAGAACUCCUGGUCUUCUUCUCAACGUUCGUGAGGCGCUACCAGAACAAGUUCUUGGUUGCUGCCUACGAGGAAUUUCAGGACGAGAAGCAGAACCUCCUGCUGAAACUGGAGCAAGAUGGCACUCGGAGUCUUUCCUUAGAGGAUGUGCCGAAUAUCUCAGCGAAUGGCUCCACGGAUCCCAACCAUAGGUCGCAGAUUUUGUCUCGGAAUACGACUUUUGGUACUAUUUGGAAACAACUACUAAUUCUUUCUGUUGAUCCCCAUCCUGACAUUGCCCAAGAUGCGGCCAUGGUGGUCGACUACAUCCACAUCUGUCUUCUUCAGUCCCCCAUGGCGACGCUAACCAACAAGAUUCGCAAUGAGAUUUUGGAUCUCUCGAGUCGUGUAUCCCAGAAGUAUCAGGUCCGAGAAAGGCCAGAGUCAAAGAAGACGGCGCCACCGCCGACUCCUCCUUCCGCUGCACCGCCGAAACAAGAAGGUUACCUUUCACUGAGCCUAAAACGAACGGCGAGUGUCGCUGCAUCGCUCAAGAAUUUGGCGUUCGGCAGUUCAUCCGCAGGCGAGGCGCAGUCGCAGCAAACGUCAACGGCCCCGAAAAGCCGAGUUCCCAUGACACCCAGAGGACGAGCCCCUCCCGAAUGGACGCGGCCCCCAGAGGUCAACGACCAAGUCGCUCCCGCGACUGCGUAUCACCAGGCCCCGACCCCUACUUCACGAGGCUUUGAACCCAGAGAUCCCACUGCUGUCCCGACGAUCCCCUUGAUGAGCAGGUUCCUAGAUUGGUCCACAGAGUACUUCCGGGAACCCCAGAUGAAACCCAAUGAGCCCGACGAGCCCGGUAGUGCGGAUUACAACGAACGCCUUUGGAGACGGAGUCGCAACGAAAAGAUCAUUUCGGAGACUCAACCCCUGAAGGGAGUAGCCGGCAGUAGCCGAUGGGAUAACUCAUUGUCUCUCUUAUCUAACAGCAGUCAGCCCUUGAAGAUGUGCUUUCACCAGUUUGAGGAUCAUCUUGCAGUUGCGGACGACAGGGAUACGAUUGCGAUAUGGGACUGGCAGAGCCACAAACGUCUCAACCGCUUUUCUAAUGGCAACCCAGCAGGCUCGAAAAUCAACGAAGUGCGGUAUAUUAACGAAGAUGAUCAGGCACUCUUGAUGACAGGCUCCUCCGAUGGCGUACUGAAAGUGUUUAGGAACUAUGAGUCCGCCAAAAAGGUUGAGAUCGUUACGUCUUUCAGGGCCCUACCGGAACUGAUUCCAAGUAACCGGAAUGCCGGCCUAGUUCUCGACUGGCAGCAGGGUCAGGGCAAAGCGUUGGUCGCAGGAGACGUCAAGGUUAUUCGGGUGUGGAACGCAGCCACCGAAGUGUGCACUAACGAUAUUCCCGCAAGGUCCGGCUCGUGUAUCACUUCUUUGACGUCGGAUCAGGUUGCAGGAAAUAUCUUCGUGGCAGGAUUUGGCGAUGGCGCUGUUCGAGUGUUUGAUCAGCGUCUCAAGCCGACAACCUCCAUGGUUAAGGUCUGGCGCGAGCACAAGCAGUGGAUUACCAACGUCCAUAUGCAACGCGGUGGAUUGAGAGAACUGGUGUCUGGUAGCCGAAAUGGCGAGAUUCGACUAUGGGAUCUUCGAAUGGACACGCCUUUUUCAACGUUUUCGGCGACUAAGGAUACGCUUCGCACAUUGAGCGUGCAUGAACACGCCCCUGUGUUCAUGGUGGGUACCAACCGACACGAAGUCAAGACGUUCAACGUCAAUGGUACAUAUCUAUCCACCUUCGAGCCGUACUCGAGCUUCCUUCACCACAACCGAUCUUCCCCGAUUGCCAGCACGGCCUUCCACCCUCACCGCACCCUGCUGGCGUGUGCUGCCCUCAACGACAACCACAUCAACCUCGUGAACUGCUAGUUCAUUUUCUAUCCUUCUUCAUGGCCAUUCCAUCCCACCCUUAUACCACUCGUAGCAAAUUUCGGCGCCUGGAAUUUUGUCCUUCCGGGCCAUGUUCGAUUCGAACUGUUUUAUUCCUUCUGAUCUUCAACCUAACACCUUUUAAUGGCAAUCAUGAAGCAUCACUUUCUGGCGUAGGUCGGCUAGCUUUCUGCGUUGGCGCUAGGAAAUUCUUUUUCGUUUCCGUUAUUAUCAUAUGGUAUUGUUUUUUAUUUUUCUUUUUCUUGUCUUCACACUUUGACCGUGUCGCUUGUAUAUGGAUGGACAUAGCUGUGCAGGCAGACCAAGCUUUUAAUUCAUCAGUUAUACCCAGUGUUGGGAGAAGAA
Aspergillus piperis CBS 112811 is the source of this 4947-nucleotide messenger RNA. RefSeq names its product ubiquitin-binding TORC1 subunit KOG1. The transcript has 7 exons. The record is from RefSeq and is a predicted model, not a curated record. Gene Ontology annotation, molecular function: protein-macromolecule adaptor activity; protein binding. Lineage: Eukaryota; Fungi; Ascomycota; Eurotiomycetes; Eurotiales; Aspergillaceae. Gene Ontology annotation, cellular component: cytoplasm; TORC1 complex. Gene Ontology annotation, biological process: TOR signaling; cellular response to amino acid stimulus; positive regulation of protein serine/threonine kinase activity. Bases 304 to 4581 code for a protein of 1425 amino acids.